AAAAGUGAAGACCUUUGGUUCCUCUGAGAGCUUUAGGGGAUCAUAUCAACGAGAUCAAAGACUUCUCCCCAGAAAGAGAGAGAGACUUAGAGAGAGAAAGAGAGAGAUGGGAAGGGCUCCUUGUUGUGACAAGGCAAAUGUUAAGAAGGGACCAUGGUCACCAGAAGAAGACUCAAAGCUCAAAGAAUACAUUGACAAAUAUGGUACUGGGGGAAAUUGGAUCGCUCUCCCUCAGAAAGCUGGUUUGAAGAGAUGUGGAAAAAGCUGCAGAUUGAGAUGGCUUAACUAUCUGAGGCCAAACAUCAAACAUGGAGAAUUUUCUGAGGAGGAAGACAGAAUAAUUUGCACCCUCUUUACUAGCAUUGGAAGCAGGUGGUCGAUUAUAGCAGCUCAGCUGCCAGGAAGGACCGACAAUGAUAUCAAGAACUACUGGAACACCAAGCUGAAGAAGAAGCUCAGGGAUAUGCAGACUCAUAUGGCUCCUCCUUCAUUAACAACUUCUCAGAGUCAUAGAUCAAACCCUCCCCCAUUUCCUGUUUCUUCUUCUCUUCACCAAUUUCAAAACCAACCAUUUCAUCAUCAACCUCUCUCACUCAUGCACAAAGACCUUAACAUGAUGACUUACAGUACUUACACCCCAACCUUAACAAGCCCUGCUACUCCGGGAUCUUUCUCAUCAGGCUUUGAAAUAAUGCCAAACAUUUCAAACCCUCUCACCAACUACUCCUCCCUUUUUCAAACUCAAGAGUGCCUUGUGGGUUCCAUGCACUACAAUCACCCAGCUGUGAAGAAAAAUCUAAACCUCAUCAUGUUUGGAAGUGAAGGAAGCUGCAGUACUUCAUCUGAUGGGAGCUGUAACAACAAUCAGAUCAGCUAUGAGUCCAGGCGAUCAGGAAAUAUCAAACAAGAGGAAAUGGGUAUGGGUUUUCAGCUUGAAGAUCCGAACCAGAAGUUCAUGAUGCUUAACUAUGGAAACAGUAGUAGUGCUGCAAUAUCAGAUGAUCAUCAUAACUAUAUCAACAACAACAACCAAUGGGGUGAGAGGCCAAAUGGGUACAAUGGUAAUAAUACCCGUUUCGGAGAUUAUGAUCUUGAAGAUGUUAAGCAGCUGAUUAGUAGUAGUAGCACUGAUAUUAAUAUCAAUAUUAAUAAUGAUAAUGGGUCUAUAUCUAACAGCUUGUUCAGUGUUGAUGAAAACAAGACUGAUCAUAAAGAGAAGGUGAUGUAUUUCUACUGAAUUAAAUGAGUGCCUACUGACUGUUGUAAGUAGAAUCAGAAAGAUUUGAUGGGUUAAGUGAGGGAGGGCAUGGUGGUGCUGAGAUGUUUCUCAGAAAAGUCUCAUGAAUAUCAGUACU
Molecule: messenger RNA, 1355 nt
Organism: Rosa chinensis
Lineage: Eukaryota; Viridiplantae; Streptophyta; Magnoliopsida; Rosales; Rosaceae
Product: transcription factor RAX2
Exons: 3
Coding region: 107-1237 (376 amino acids)
Source: RefSeq, a predicted model, not a curated record